Cercopithifilaria johnstoni is the source of this 993-nucleotide messenger RNA. The record is from the annotation of a GenBank genome assembly. NCBI's taxonomy places the organism in Eukaryota, Metazoa, Nematoda, Chromadorea, Rhabditida, Onchocercidae.
AUGAUUAUUACACUUAUAAUGAUAUAUUUGCUAACUGGAUGCUCCCGAGCAGUUCAUACACUAUUUCCACCUGUCAGCGAAUACAAUGAAACAGAAACUAAGAUUUUGGUCAGUCUUACAGCUGGAGCUUAUUCCACUGAUCCCGAGAAAUGUGUUAUUAACAUACUGCCGAAAUGGCAGGAAUGGUUCGUAUAUAAAACGAGAAGUACGACAUGCGACGUCUUUCAGAAUUCUUGUUCAUCCUAUAUAAUACGAUCGGAUAUCAUUAAGAAAAUUAUAAUUGUGUUUCGAGGUACGACGAUAAAAAAGCAACUGAUUACGGAAGGAAUGCAGUCGAUGAGAACCAUGAGAGAUUUCUUCAAUGCUGGGAUGGUUAAUCGAUAUUUCUUCAAAGCUCUUGAAAGAAUUUGGCCAAACAUAGAGCCACUUCUCAUGGAUCCGAUGUUUAAGUCAUAUCGAGUUACUUUCACUGGUCAUUCUCUCGGAGGAGCAAUAGCAUCACUGGCAGCAACUCGUACUGUAAUCCAAAAAUUACGAACCGGCAAAGAAAUUAAGCUUGUUACUUUUGGUCAACCACGAACUGGUGACUAUCAAUUUGCGUUGUAUCACAAUGCUCAUAUUCCGUUCAGUUUUCGUCUCGUCCAUCACUUCGAUUUAGUACCACAUAUGCCACCAUGUAAGAAAAAUGUAAGCUAUCCGAAUGCCGAAAAUAGUAAAAGUAAACUAUGUUUAACCGGAAAGAAUGGCUCGCCAUAUCAUCAUGGAAUUGAAAUCUGGUAUCCGUAUGGAAUGAUGAAAGGUGCAAAGUAUUAUAUAUGCUUAGGUAAACCAACGAGUGAAGAUUUCAAUUGUAGCAAUAGUUUAACAUUUGUCUUCAAGAAUUACAGUACCUAUAUCAAGGAUCAUCAGUACUAUUUCAAUAUUAAUGUUAGUCAUUUAAUUCAAGCGAAUGCAAAGCUUACGUUUGGACUUUCAACUCUUUUUGAAAAAUAA